AUGAAAUCCGGUGGAGUGAUGCCUCUCUCGCCACGGCAGAAGGAUGGGAAAGAUCGGAGCCCUCGAUCUCUUGAGGAUGAAUACGUCGUCUUCCUUCAAGGGAUUCCACCGCAAUGCCGCUGGCAGGAGUUGAAAGACUUUGUUCGCCAGACUGCAUUGCACAUCCGCCAAGCUGUGGUGUACGAUGAUUGUCACGGCCAUCCGACGGGCUUGGGUCAGAUCAUCGUAAAGAAUGAGGACGAAGCGUGGCGCACGUAUAACCGGCUGUCGACAAAUGGGUGGAACGGACAUAGCCUCACAGUGACGCUAUCACUAGCCAGCGAGCCGACGAGCCCGAUAGCAGGGCCAACGAAGAGCCCUUCGCUCGGCGGAAUGGCGUUUGGUUCAGGAUUCUCUGCCCCUCCGGUUACUUCAGCCGCCAUGGGGACGAGCCCGACAUGCGUUCCCAGCCAGGAUAUGCCCACAUCACCAACAUUUACUCAGCCACCAGACCAUCAACACCCACCAUACAUGGCGCCCUUGCCGAACGCCUGCCAUCCACAAUAUGUUCAAUUCCCGGAGUCAGUCGGGUACCACGUCCCCUUCGUCUUUCCCGGAGAGAAUGCCUUCUUUAUUCCCCAUCCUACAUUCUAUCCGUCAUCGUUUGAUUCGUACCAGUUCGGCCAGCCCCGAUACAUGGCGACGAAUGGCUGUAUCCAGGCCUACCCAAGCUUCUUCCCACAUCGACAUAGCGUCUCCGGCCCGGUAGGCGUCGCCUCUGGCAUGAACCACGAGUAUGGUGCCCCAAUUUCACGAAACAUUUUCAUCCACAACCUCAACCAUGAAACGACUCCACAGCUCCUGAAGGAGUACCUGCGCGCUGCAGGGGUUAUCGAACGAUGCGAUGUAUUCGACCGAAAGAUCGGCGGCAGCACCCGGACCUGCGCUAUAAUGGCCUUCCGAAAUAAAGAAGAAGCCAAACGAGCUAUUGCGCUGUUUGACAAUUCCAUAUUCAGGGGCUCGCGGAUACGAGUUCGUUUCGAUAGGGAGCGGGGUGGGAGUUUGGGGACAGCGCACGGCAACGGCAACGGACACAAUUUCAACGUCAAUAGAAACGGCAUGGCAAAGCAUGUUGUGCCGAUUGCCCCUGCAGCCGAACGUGCCGGCACCGCAAGGCAUGAAAAAAACAACAUGCCUCAUCCGAUAAUGACUUCUGAAACUCUGCCCAAGGAAGGGCAUAGGUCCGCAAGCGCAACACCAUCCCCGUCGCUAACAGCAGUAACACCUACAUCGACGAGUGACGAGGCGGAACCGAAGAGCGAAAGGAGCAGUUCCCGUAAGAAUAGCACUGAGCCAUUAGUUGUCAAUGGCUCCUGCGUUGUGCCAAAGAUUCCAGCCGCAGACGUCAAGGGAGGUUAG
Molecule: messenger RNA, 1398 nt
Organism: Microsporum canis CBS 113480
Lineage: Eukaryota; Fungi; Ascomycota; Eurotiomycetes; Onygenales; Arthrodermataceae
Product: RNA binding protein
Exons: 4
Coding region: 1-1398 (465 amino acids)
Cellular component (GO): ribonucleoprotein complex; nucleus; cytoplasm
Molecular function (GO): mRNA binding
Source: RefSeq, a predicted model, not a curated record